AAUUUCUGGGUAAAAAAAAAAAAACGAAAUUCUUUAUAAAAAUCGAGGGAAAAAAGAAAAGAAAAAUCACCCGAAUUUAAUACCCUUUUUAAUUUAAUUAAUUUAGGAUUAAAAUUUAAUGUAAUUUAAUUGUCUUCAUUGUACUGUGAAAAAUGAAGGGAUUAAUAAAAUAAAAUCGAAUAAUUAAAAAAUAAAGUAUAUAAUCCCGACAUCAUUAAUCAUGAUGUUCUUCCCGUUUGUGGUUGUUUCUCUGGAGGAGGAGCAGGAAAACCCUCCCAGUUCCGAACACGAAGAAGAAGAAGGUGAAGAGUUCUCUGAGGAAAUUGCUAUUAUGGCCGAGAUCGAAGCUUCAAGCAGCCAAGGAUGGGGAUCUUCACUCUCAUUGCCAUCUUCAGAGGAUGUUGCCAGAGCAGUGGCAGCGGCUGCUACUGUAGUAAGUACACCACGACCAUCGGUAGUAUUUUCUUCGAAUGAUGAUGGGGGUAAUUCCCCGUUAAAGAGAAUACAGAAUCAGGUAUCAAAAGUCUUAAAAGGUCUAUCACCAUCUCCUGACAAAAGAAGUGUCACUUACAAUCCAGAAGUGUUAACUAAACAAAAGCGUCAAUGGACCAGCUAUCAGCUAGAAUCUUUGGAUGAACGAUCUUUUAUGGAGCCAUCAAAGCUUUUCGAGAGCAUGGUUGUUGUUGGGCUUCCUCCUAGUUUUGAUGCUCAAUCAUUAAGAAAAAGACUACUUUCUAGAAAGUCUGAAGGUUCAGGGAAAUUCCGGAUUGCAUUAAAUGGUUAUAAUCAUAAUCGUGUAGAGCCAAACUUUGAGCCCCAGGUUUUAUUUGUUUAUCCUCCAGAAAAGCAGUUGCCACUCAAGUACAGGGAUCUUUUAUCAUUUUGCUUCCCUGGUGGUGUUGAGGUUCAUGCUGUUGAGAAAAGUUCUUCAAUGAGCGAGUUAAAUGAAAUACUUCUUGGACAGGAACAUCUCAAACAGACUGAGCUGUCCUUUGUGUUUCGCUUGCAGCAGGGUGCUGAUAGUUCAACUCUGUAUGGGUGUUGUAUUUUGAUGGAAGAACUUGUUGAUAAGCCGUCACGAUUAAUAUCUAUGAUUUCUGAAAGCCAACCUGUCCGCUCAUGUUUGGGACGUUAUAUAUUUACAACGAAACGCUGUUAUUGCAUACUUUCGCGGGUACCCUUCUUCAACUUGCAUUUUGGUGUACUACAAAGCAUAUUUAUGGAAGAAAGGUUAGAACGCUUAACCAAGAGUAUCAGUGUCUUGGAUUUGGAAAUGCCAGAUACUUUUCAAACGGUAGAAGGAUUAGAAGAAAAUGGUUUAGAUUUGGAAGUGGCAGAUACUGUUCAAACGGUAGAAGGAUUAGAAGAAAAUGGAUUAGAUUUGGAAGUGUCGGAUACUGUUCAAACGGUAGACGGAUCAGAAGAAAAUGGUGGAAUGCCAACAAAACAUGUCUCAGAGGAUGAAACAAAUGAAACCCUGGGAUCUCCUCAAUCAAGUGGAACAACUGCUUCUACUAGAGUGACCGAUGUGGGAAGUCUCGAGGAAACCUCCUCCUCUUUUAGGGAUGAUAGUCAAGAUACUGAUGAUUCUCUUACGACCAAAAGUUAUGAAACAGAUAACCUUGCAUCUGAUAAGGAGCCUGCUGUAACCAUACAGAAUUCUGAAGUAAGUGAUGCCAAUUUUGAUAACUCUGUUACGAGCAAGCCAACCAUGGAAAAGUCUACAACAGGUGCUGUUUUGCCACUGCUACGGUACCCACAGUUUGAGAGUUUUGAACCUUCCUGCAGUGGUCAGGGUUCCCCUUCUGAAGAGAGACAGUUGAGGAGUGAAAAUGAUGAGACAGAUAUCAAAGAAACAUCUAUCUCUAGCCAGGAAGAUUUUAGCAGCCAUGUUGAUAUACUUGAAUGGGCUAAGGCAAAUAAUCAUGGGUCGUUGCAAAUUAUAUGUGAAUAUUACAACGUAGAUUUUCCGCCAAGGGGUUCAAGCAUUGUUUUCCAUCCACUUGAGUAUUUGCACCCUUUGGAGUUUCAUAGGCCUACUGAAAGAGCCAUGGAUGUAUCUGGCUCACCACUCGAUCUAAGAUCGUGUAGGACAAGCCUUGAGAGGGUUGAGGUACUAAAUACGUUUAUAGCCGAGGAGGAGGCUACAUCUUUAUCAAUAGUGACUAUUUCAUGCAUUUGUGGUUAUCUAAGGCUUGAGAAUGUCUUGACAUUGUUUGCAGGAGCCUUGCUAGAGAAACAGAUCAUAUUUGUUUGCUCUAAUUUGGGAAUAUUGUCAGCCUCAGUUCUCUCACUUAUUCCUCUAAUACGUCCCUAUCAGUGGCAGAGCUUAUUAAUGCCGGUUUUGCCUAAUGAUAUGCUCGAUUUUCUUGAUGCACCUGUGCCAUAUAUAGUUGGGGUACAGAGCAAAUCUUCUGAAGUGCUCUCGAAGUUGCCAAAUGCGAUACUGGUGGACAUCAGCAAAAAUCAGGUUAAAUCACAAUCAAUGCCACAAUUGCCACGACAAAGAGAAUUAUUAGCAUCCCUGGCUCCCUACCAUUCUAAGCUUGUUGGAGAAAGCUAUUUGGGGAAAAGGAGACCCAUCUACGAUUGUACAGAUGUACAGGUUGAAGCUGUCAGAGGUUUCAUGGAAGUGUUAAGGAGUUACUUAGAUUCCCUUUGCUCUAAUCUCCGUUCUCACACAAUAACUAAUGUGCAGUCAAACGAUGAUAAGGUAUCACUGCUUCUAAAAGAGAGCUUCAUCGACUCAUUUGCUAGUCGUGAUCGACCUUUUAUGAAGCUGUUUGUCGACACACAAAUGUUCUCUGUACAUACAGAUUUCGUCCUAUCUUUUUAUCAGAAGGAUUAAGGUUCUCGGUAUACCUCUCUCAUACUUAAUUAGUGGUCGUUUGGUUAGGCAUCGGGAAUUAUCAUUUCCCAAAGUGCCGAAAUUUGUUACUUUUUUCAUCUGAGGAAUUAGCUAAGCAACUUCCUCUAUUUGAUGAGAAAGUAUAAAACCCCACUUGAUGUUGUUGUCAACCAAACAACCACUUGAAAAAUAUACACAGAAUGGCGAAUGGGCGAAUGCUUUCAACCCGCCAAAAACGAAGCUUCACUUGCACAUGUAAACACUUUUGUGUAGUAGUUUGUUAUACAAAACAACAAAAUGAAAAUGUAAAUAUCUUGUGAAAUUUUCACCCUGUAAUUUUGUGUGGUGUUCUGUAAUUUUGUGUGGUGUUUAUGAAAAAUCGCUUUCGGAAUGAUAAAGAACGGUUUCACUGAAGUA
Spinacia oleracea (spinach) is the source of this 3265-nucleotide messenger RNA. RefSeq lists its product as uncharacterized. The transcript is spliced from 19 exons. Lineage: Eukaryota; Viridiplantae; Streptophyta; Magnoliopsida; Caryophyllales; Amaranthaceae. The record is from RefSeq and is a predicted model, not a curated record. The coding region runs from base 221 to 2848 and encodes 875 amino acids.